GAUGUGGUCCCGGAGGACCGCCCCGCCGCCGCCGCCGCCGCCGCCGCACGUGCAGCCGCUUCGGGCCGUGGUGGCCUGUAUUCGCCUGAACCUGCUGCUGGGCGCCGGCAAUGGCGGCAGCGGCGGCGGGGAUGCGCGUGUUCCUGGAGGUGCGGAGACGGUUGCAGAGCGCGCUGCUGAUCCUGGGGGAGCCUAAAGAAAGAGGUAUGCCCAUGGAUAUUUCUCUAGCGCCCUGCUCACUCCGGGUGAAGACCCCGGAAGGCUGCACAGAGCUCCAGCUUCCAGCAGAGGUCAGGCUCGUGCCUUCCUCCUGCCGCGGGCUGCAGUACGUCCCGGGAGAUGGACUGCACCUGCGGGUGCAGGUGCAGGCAGAACCCAACGACACCAAACUGAUUUCAGUGUUUAAUCAAAGCUCACAAGCCCAAGGAUGUUGCACAUUUUAUUGCCAGUCCUGCGGUGAAGUCGUAAUAAGGAACAGGAAGCUCCUCAGGGUGCUCCCAUUGCCGAGUGAGAACUGGGGAGCUCUAGUUGAAGAAUGGUGUUGUCAUCCUGACCCCUUUGCUGAUAAGCCACUUCAUCCACAAGAGAAUGACUGUUUUAUUGGAGACUCUUUCUUCCUGGUAAAUUUAAGAAGUGAUUUAUGGCAGCCAAGACCUGAACUAGCCCCAGUGGAGACACACUGUCCUUCUGAGAACCAUUUUAAACUGAAACCAAAGGCAAAUACCAAAGUAAUUUGUAAGCGUUGCAAGGUAAUGUUGGGAGAGACCAUGUCAUCAGAAACCACCAAGUUUUAUAUAACAGAGAUAAUUAUUCAGCCGUCUGAAAGAAAUUUUUCCAUCAUACCAAGGUCUCAGUUUGUACAGAAUGUUAUCGCCCAGUGCCUGGUGGAACUCUCCUCUGCUAGAAGCACUUUUAGAUUCACUAUUCAAGGUCAUGAUGGCAAAGUGUACAUCUUGCUGUGGCUUUUAAACUCAGACAGCUUGGUGAUUGAAUCUUUGGGAAGUUCCAAGAGUAUCAAAAAAUUCCCCUUGUUGGAAGAUACCCUGAAGGCAGAUUCCAGUUCUGCCUGGAAUGCUGUCAAGGUCCUCUACCAGCCAUGCAUCAAAAACAGGAAUGAAAAGCUUUCCAGUGCUUGGGAAAGUGAUAUCAGCAUCCACUCUCUAACCCUGCCCUCUGCAACCUGCUUGGAGCUUCUGUUGAUAUUAUCAAGGAAUAAUGCCACGCUGCCGCCAUCCCUUCGCUCUGUGAAUUCCUUUCAGUCAUACAGAUGGCCAACAGGUACAUGAAAAGAUGCUCAACAUCACUGGUCAUCAGAAAAAUGCAGAUCAAAACCACAGUGAGCUAUCAUCUCACACCUGUUAGGAUGGCUGUCAUCAAAAAUAUAGGAAAGAACCAGCGAUGGCGAGGAUGUGGAGAACAUAAGGGAACCCUUGUGCACUCUUGGUGGGAAUGUAUAUUGGUGCAGCCACAUGGAAAACAGAAACCUGUUGGCCAAAAAAUUAAAAAUAGAACUGCCGUAUGAACUAGCAAUUCCACUGCUGAGUGUUUAUCCAAAGAAAAAGAAAACACUAACUUGAAAAGGUCUAUACAUCCCCAUGUUCAUUGCAGCAUCAUUUACAAUAGCCAAGAUACGGAAACAAACUAAGUGUCCAACUAUGGAUGAAUGGAUAAAGAAGUUGUGGGGUAUAUAGAUGCAAUUCAACCAUAAAAAAGAAUAAAGCCCUGCCAUUUGUGACAACAUGGAUGGACCUAGAGGAGAUUAUGCUUAGUGAAAUAAGUCAGACAGAGAAAGGCAAAUACCAUAUGAUCUCAUUUAUAUGUGGAUUCCAAAAAACAAAACCAAAGAAUCCCAAGUUCUCUCUAUGGAGAGCACAAAAUGGGUAAAGGUGAUCAAAAGGUACAAAGUUCUAGUUAUAAAAUAAGUCCUGGAGAUAUAAUGUACAGCAUAGUGACUAUAAUUAAUAAUACUAUAUUGCAUAUUUGAAAGUUGCUAAUAGGUAAGAUCGUAAAAUUUCUCAUCACAAGAGAAAAAUUAUUUUUGUAACUGAGAUGGUGCUGGAUGUUAACUAGACUUAUUGUGAUCAUUUUGCUCUGUAUAUAAAUGUAAAAUCGUUGUAUGCCUGAAACUAAUAUAAUGUUAUAUGUCAGUUAUACCUCAAUUAAAAAUAUUUUUUAAAUAAC
This is a messenger RNA of Mirounga angustirostris (Northern elephant seal), 2181 nucleotides long. RefSeq names its product ubiquitin protein ligase E3D (gene UBE3D). The coding region runs from base 111 to 1286 and encodes 391 amino acids. Gene Ontology annotation, biological process: proteasome-mediated ubiquitin-dependent protein catabolic process; protein autoubiquitination; protein monoubiquitination. Gene Ontology annotation, molecular function: cyclin binding; ubiquitin conjugating enzyme binding; ubiquitin protein ligase activity. The record is from RefSeq and is a predicted model, not a curated record. NCBI's taxonomy places the organism in Eukaryota, Metazoa, Chordata, Mammalia, Carnivora, Phocidae. Gene Ontology annotation, cellular component: ubiquitin ligase complex; nucleus; cytosol. The transcript is spliced from 10 exons.